Molecule: messenger RNA, 2507 nt
Organism: Daldinia caldariorum
Lineage: Eukaryota; Fungi; Ascomycota; Sordariomycetes; Xylariales; Hypoxylaceae
Exons: 1
Coding region: 370-2265 (631 amino acids)
Source: RefSeq, a predicted model, not a curated record
GACGGUUACAUUUUCAAAGCCCAUGUGUAACCUCCAUAUCGACGUCCAAUACCAGCUACCCACGUUAGAUAGAGAUAAGUACCUUAUGACUACCUACCCAGCUGAAUAUGAAAAUUUGGCCAAUAGUAUCCGCACGCUUAUUCGAGGCAGUUUACUAAAUAUUGGCCAAGGGCCAAUAAGCCGGUUUAGGUUGCACUCGUAUUCUUGUGGCUGCAGUUUACUCUUAUCCGUAGAAAGACACGGAUGACCUUAUUAAAUAACGGGAGACAAACCAAGUUCAUGGGCCUCUCUCUCAGCUCCCAUGUUGGGGCAUUGAAAGUCUCGAGCUUAUUCCAGAUGACCUGAGUCUUAUAUCAUUUCUUAAUCGUGAUGGCUACCGUCUUCAAGCUCCCAAUUGAGCUCGCGUUACUUCUCUAUCUAUCGACCGUAGCUAUAGCACAGGACCGCACACAGCCUUCUCAGCCCGACGAUAAUAAUGGUUUGGUCGGGUGGCAGCCCAACCCUACCCAGCGCGGAACUGCGAGCAUCCUCGAGAGUUGUAUCCUGACCAUCGUGGCCUGUACUUGGACUAUCCAACAUCCAAACAUCCCUAAAAAAAAGCCAGCGACCAGGCUGGGAAGAUUCUUGCACCAUCUUAAGUGGAUGGCUGCAACAGUCCUGGUCCCUGAGUUUAUCCUGGCCCUGGCGAUCGACGAGCAUCUCUGGGUCCGCAACACUUGGAAAGAGUUGAAACGAGUCAAUGCGAAGCGUAGCAAGCGUAGCAGGUGUUGCACAUUUGCUUUGGAAUAUGAAGAAAACUAUGACUGGAAAAAGAAACACCUUUACUAUGCAAACAUGGGUGGCUUUCGGAUCAACAUCAUGGGCGAUGCCACGGAUAGCCAGAACAAACCAACUAGAAUCUUCCCUCUCACUGGCAAAGAGCUAAUACGAUAUCUGAACAUAAAAGGCCCAGGCCCCUACGAGCCACCAUCGGUACUGGCAAGAAUGUGGUCAAAAAUAUUAAAGCCCGUUGGUGCAUCGGAAGCAUCAGACUCACCAGGAGUACCAGAAACAUCAAAAACAUCGGAAGGAUCAGGAGCACCAGGAGAACCAGAACCAUCAGAACCGGUCAAAGCGCCAAUUUCAGAGGCUCAUAUCGACCGUCUGGUUAAGAGGGAAGCCUUAGCAAAGGCAAUCGCCCUCCUACAAAUCUUUUGGAUCCUAAUCUCAGCCAUAGCUCGAGGAUGUUUCCACCGUCCAAUGUCUCAGCUUGAAAUUAUGACCGUAGCUUUUGCUGCUUGUGCAGUUGCCACGUACAUAAUACGCUGGAAUAAACCGCAGAAUGUCGAAGUUUGGACUGACCUUGCGAACAAACAUUAUGACUUGAGGAAAUUUUACGAGCCGCACCGCUUUCGUGAUACCAUGAAACGGAAAUCGCUAAAUGGACCUCGGAAGAAUCGCGGACCCUGUUUCAGAAAUGACACUCUACGGCCUUACCAUAUUAGUAAACUCUUCCUUCCCAUCUUGAUUAUUUGCAUGGUUAUAAUCGGUUCUCUACAUCUGAUAGCAUGGGACUUCUCAUUCCCGUCCGAGGUCGAGACAAUCAUGUGGAGAGUUGCGUCAGUUGCAUCGGCGGGUAUCCCUUUAUUACUUCUUAUAUGUUCCUAUGCCCCACGUCUUUUCAUUUGGGAAAGAUGCUGUGGUUUUGGGACCAAGAAACACGACAUACGGCAGAAAGCCGAUGACUUCAAGAAGCACUGCCGUUGGACAUUGGACUUCGUAAAGCUCGAAGCGCAGCGACCAGAUUCAGAUCAGAGCCUUAAGAACCUCAUGGGUAAGUUGGAUAAAAUUCAGGAGAAGCUGAAAGAACCCGCGGACAAGCCGGAGAGUUAUCAUGACAUCUUUACAAUCCCUGUCUUGGAGUCCAUGAUCGAUUUUUUCAACAAGAAUUGGAAUAUGCCCGAGACAAACAGACCUCCUGACAGAUUUUUAAUUCAUCUCGAAAGGCUCUAUGACUACCUCACCAGGAAAGGUGACUUUGAACAAGAAAUUCUCAUCAGUCACGAUGAAAAGGCCUACAGAACUGACACCUUUCCACACGAGACAGCUAAAUCGAGGAGCAGGAAGAUGGGUGACAAGAUCUUGCUUGGCUCUAUAUAUAUAGUUACUAUUUUCUACACGCUGGCACGCCUAAUUAUCAUUGCAGUGGCAUUUUCGAGCUUGCGGGAGAUGCCUGCUGGAGUAUAUCAGACGACUUUCGCGGAAUACUUGCCAAGGUUGGAAUGAGAAGAAAAGGGAACGGGAACGGGAACGGGAACGGGAACGGGAAUGGUAAUGGUAAUGGGAAACUUGGGCCGGUAGCCGCAAAACGAAGAGGUAUGUUAUCAUUGGCUGUGGUUUGCUUUAGGGAGCGAUAGUGUGUAACUCUUAUUGUUAGUUAUCUUUUACAACUUUACACUGUUUACUUUUGAGUCUGAAUGUACAGUCUCAAUCGUUUUCAUAAUAAAAUAUAACGCGUACUUCUGUGA